Messenger RNA from Schistosoma curassoni, 1056 nucleotides. The record is from the annotation of a GenBank genome assembly. NCBI's taxonomy places the organism in Eukaryota, Metazoa, Platyhelminthes, Trematoda, Strigeidida, Schistosomatidae.
AUGAUACGUAUGUACUACAAUGAUUUUUUUCCGCAAUUAUAUGUUAGACAAUGGAUUCUCAAUAUUUUUGCUACAAGUGUAAACUCAGCUACAAAUCAACCGAUCAACUUUGACAAACUACCACAUGGGAUCUUGAACUUUCAUAUGAAGGAAAUAAGUGGAAACUAUGGCCGUGAAACUCAAAACUUCUCAAUAUUAGACAAGACACUUAUUGCACAUAAAACAUCUAGUGACUUAUCAGUCAAUCAAAAUGAAAUGUUAAUUGGGAAAAUUGCUCAAUAUAAUCAGUUGCUAAAUGUAUCAAUUAUAAAUGACCUAAAGUCAGCCUGCAAACCGGAUGAAAUACACAUUACUCCUGAAUUUAAGAAAUCAGAUCAUACAUCAUGUUCUUCAAAGUCUUUACUUUACACAACAUUUAAAAAUAAAGACUUUUCAGGAAGGUCCUUAUAUAUACCUCUAUAUUAUGUUUGUUAUGACUUGGACUCCACCAAUUACUCUAAGAAGGAACGUAUAUUUGGAACAAUAAACAGGAACUCAGUUUGUCCAAGACCAAGAGAAAAUCCGGUGGAAAUAUCUGACAGAGGUACUAUAUAUCAUCAUUCUAUGGAUCUUAGAAAGUUAGUCCCAUGUGCUGUAAUAUACUGGUCAAAUGGAUCUGCCAGUAGUAUCAAUAGACCAACAGUACCCUAUUGCCUUGAUCAACUCCCUGUUUAUUUAUCUUCACGGUUAAACUUCAAAAAAAAUAUACAUGUUUGUAAUGACUGUUAUAUGCGUCAAAGUAAAUCUACAAAUAGUGACUUUCAACCAAUGAUUGUUCACGAUAUGCCAUAUUCACAAGCAAAUAAUAGUUUUUUAAACCGGUUAUUUAUAAAACUGAAAAGAUUUACAAAACUAAUUCAAAAAAUUUCAAAAUCUGAAACAACUGUUUGUUUUAAAGGUUUCAAAAGCUGCGGUAUUAAACAGUCUAUGCUAAGUGAGCAUAAACAGAAGAAUUUGAAGUUCUAUGCAGAUGAUAAAUCCAGGGCAAUGAAGUCACAAAAUUUGGUUAAACAAUAG